UGUCAGACCAUUAACUAGGGGUGAUAAAACGGUUGGCAGUUUUCGGCUAACCGUCUAACCGAACCGAAAAAAGCGGUUAGUCGGCUAACUGAUAACCGCCAUUUGUGUUCGGUUGGCGGUUUCGGUUGAAUAAAAUCCCCAUAUUCGGAAAUCGAGCGAUUAUCGGCUAUAACGAAACCGCUGGCGGUGCACCGCCUAACCGUACCACUGUCAAAAUAUGAGUCUCCUUUCCACUCCAGCAAAUCCCUAGUGCCCAUCUCUCUCCCAUGCGUCCACUGCUUUCCUUUCCCUACAUCAUUCCACUCUCUCUACCUGCAAAUCAAUUGUUCCCCCUUCCUCUCUCCCUCUCAAAUAGCAUCUAGAGAUCCACUCUCUUUCUUUUUCUUCAAAUCAAUCCUUCCUCCCAUUACCAGAUCGAUCCCAUCACCAUAUUUUCCUAUGAUUGGGCAACAAAGAGAAAGCAAGAGGGGAGAACGGGCGUUGGGCAGCAUGCAACUUUCCCUAGUUGCCCAAUCAACCUACUCCCUCUUCGUCAUUCGUCGCCCCCGUCGUCCUCAACCUCUUUCCUUCGCCGUCGUUUGUCGUCGUCCUCGAUCUCCGAUCUUCCUCCUUGUGCCUCCGGCAACGGAUUCAGAUCCAGAUCCUCCUCUCACACUCUCUCCCCUUCCUCCCCCAUCUACCUCGAUUCGCGGUGGAAUCAGCUCCGAAUUCAUGGCGGACUCAGAUCUGAUUUUCGGUGACAUGCACAUCGACGAUGGUGGUCGGAGUUGUUGUGUGUCAGUCUCAGAGCAACCGUCACUUCAAACCGAAACCGACGAUUGCAGUUGGCAGUUAACCGAUCCUCCCUUCGGUGUCGUCUUCGGUUAGGGAAUACACCCUGUUUGCCGUGUCGGCUAACCGACGGUGCGGUUUCGGUUAAACCGAAACCACACCGACUAACGGCCCUACCAUUAACCCUCUAUCCACUCACUCAGACAAAUAGGGUAAACCAGAUUUACAACCUUGCUUAAAUGUCACUUGGUCAAAUUGAAAUGUAUUGCUAUUGGUAUUCUGGGUAUCGAUUCUUGUUCCAACUUGCAAUGUGCUGAAGUUAGGAGAUGUUACCUGGUUACCAAAUUGAAAGGUUACCAGUUAAUUAAUCACAAUCCCAAUAUUUUUUUCUUUUUAUCGGGAAGAGGAAGAUAGCUCUGAUUUAGAUUGAACGAAAUGGCUCAAAUAGUACCAAGUUCAUCAGAGAUAUAAGACUAUGAACUGCAGAAUCCGCUGAUCUAGCUGUAUAAACCAAAUUUCUGCAAUGAACACCAAGCGAAACUGGUUAUCAAAUACUCAGACAAACAGCAAUUCUUUGCUCUGAUCAAUUCUUUUUUUAUUUUUUUUUUAUAAUCGCUCUGAUCAAUUCUAUUUCAAAAACUCUAAACGAAGAAAGAAAGAAACACAAGUCAAUGUAGUUCCCCGACGUCCUGAUGCAACACGAAAUAAGAAGCAUUGGAUAGCGAGGGGAACAUCUCUCUAGGGCCUCUUCUCGCCAUGGACGAUUCAUCAUUGAUCCAGUCCACAUUCAUAAUUUCAAUAAAAAGCCCAGUUCAGAAAUUCCUAAUUCACUUUUUUAAGAGAGAAAAAAAAUGAGCAAAACUGCCUUGGAACGGAGAUAGAAAUUCGACGAACUCAGUCCCUUAGAUGUUCAAAAAAACUGCGAUCAUGGCCGCAAAGUCAUUACAGGUCUGUAUUGACUCAUCAUCAUUCGUUCGACCUCCAUUCCGAUUCCAAGACUACGACAACACACAGAGCAUGAAGAAAUUGAAACGAAUGAAAUCAAAAUCGAGAAAGCAAAACAAUAAACCGCAAAACCAGAGAGAAUUUUUCAAUCCUUAGCUCGAUAACGGGGAGGUUGGAACCCUAACUCCACACGGCGAAGAUUUCAAAUUGGGGACGGCAUGGAAAGACAACUGCUAAUUUGAGCUCUGUUGAUUUGAGAUUUUUAUAGCGAGUGAGUGAGGCAGUGAACUGAAGAGGUGGCGAUGCAAACCCUACUUCUCUACAGUUCUGGGCUCCUGGCACCAGUUAUGGGCUUUUAGGGACGGGAUAAGUUUCUAGCCCAGUCAUUCUAUGGGCCUUUGUUUUUUUUACAUCUUGGUGGACCCGUCAAACAAGGCCCUAUUUCUGUCACAUUAAGUACUGACUUAUAAAUAAUUAAAUCUAGA
Linum trigynum is the source of this 2201-nucleotide messenger RNA. The record is from the annotation of a GenBank genome assembly. Lineage: Eukaryota; Viridiplantae; Streptophyta; Magnoliopsida; Malpighiales; Linaceae.